This is a messenger RNA of Chilo suppressalis (striped riceborer), 510 nucleotides long. The record is from the annotation of a GenBank genome assembly. NCBI's taxonomy places the organism in Eukaryota, Metazoa, Arthropoda, Insecta, Lepidoptera, Crambidae.
AUGUGGAAUGACAGGGGCUGCAGGGAACACAACUACUUCGUCUGCGAAAAACCCAGCGUCGAAGUGACCAGCCCCGGGUUUCCUCGCCCCUACCCCGACGACGUGGACUGCGUGACCGAAGUGCGCGCGCCGCCUGCACACACUAUACGAGUGCACUUCGAGGAGUUGCUCACUGAACAUGAGCCGCACUUUUACCCCGACGGUGUGGACUGCGUGAUCGAGGUGCGCGCGCCGCCAGCACACACUAUACGAGUGCACUUCGAGGAGUUGCUCACUGAACAUGAGCCGCACUCUUACCCCGACGAUGUGGACUGCGUGACCGAGGUGCGCGAGCCAGCACAAACUAUACGAAUGCUCAUCGAAGAGAUGCUCACUAAAUACGAGCCGCAGUGCGUAUUUCGUACAAUUGAUGUAAUGCAACAUACCUAUGUGAAAAUUUUGGUGCGCAGGCAUAGCCUGGUGGUACUUUUAUUGGCCUUUUAUAGCCUUGUAGACGUUCGUUCGACGUGA